Zasmidium cellare ATCC 36951 is the source of this 2967-nucleotide messenger RNA. RefSeq lists its product as uncharacterized. The transcript is spliced from 2 exons. The record is from RefSeq and is a predicted model, not a curated record. NCBI's taxonomy places the organism in Eukaryota, Fungi, Ascomycota, Dothideomycetes, Mycosphaerellales, Mycosphaerellaceae. The coding region runs from base 1 to 2967 and encodes 988 amino acids.
AUGAGCACUCAUCUCAUUCCAUCGGCCGCCGUGUCUGCCUUUAGAGACUUUUCCGGGCUUCCUGUACCUCCCUCGGCGAGUAACAGUAGAACAGAGGAAGCCGCUCCAGCAGGCCAGCGAAUCAUACGGAAAAGCUCCCGCAAGAUAGCCCAAAAGGCAGCUAGUGGUGAGAUAGGCGCUCGAUUGGACUGUCUGUCAAUGGAUGAAGUUGAGCGUGUCCUUCGAAAGACUCAACUGCCUGACACAGAGGUGUCUUUGCUGAGUCUGCUACAGAAGCAAGAGACGAAUCAAGCCGACGUUGUCAAGCAGAUCCUGAAUCACAUGUCCGAUCACGCAGAAGAGCACGCACUGCAAAUGGCAUUGGUGUGGCGGUACGCAAAAGAGCACGAAGUGUGGAAGAGUUGUACAAAUCCAGAUUGGCGAACUGAAGACUCGUUCUUAAACAGUCUCGACGGAAACCAGACGGCACGACUAUGUAUCCAGUUUGGAACGUCGACCGACGUUGCUCGCCGGGGAAAGAUCAACAUCAUCCGGCGAAAAUGGGGAGAGGAUUGGUACAAUCAAGCACGUCAGAGAGACAUCUUCCCGCCUGCGGAGCGCGGAGCAGCGAGUCUCUCCAAAAACAUGCUUAGACUCCUCGCCAAUGCGAGCAGCUCUGUGAGUCUGAGCCAGGCAUUGGAAUUUCUCGAGCACGCCAUUCAAGAUCGGACAGCGGUCGGAUCACGGGAACUGUUGGGCUGGAAAGCUGCAAUGACGACCCAUCUUAUGCUGGGUGACGUGCAGUUGCUCAUAGCGCAUGCUGAGGGAGGACGGCCAACGUCUGCCGCAAAAACGUCACAAAAGACACAAUCUACAGGGUCAGACGAGGAAACCUUGGAGCUAAUUAGCUCGAAGGGAAUAUCAAGUCUUUCUGCUUUUGGAAACCCAAUGUUGAAAGAUAAGGCACCUCAUACAAUUAAAAACGCGAAAACGAAGACGCAGUCGCGUAGUCGGAGGAGAAAAGCGAGGCCACAGACGACAGAUGAUGUCGAGGAGCUGCAGAUCAUUCUGCAAGAGGAAGCAGCAAGAAGAGCUGGUAAAGGGAAGUCACAGAGCGUUGCAAACAACGACGGCGACACGCAAGUGACUAGCCAGGAAGGUCGAAGCAGCGACACAGUCACGGCAGCUACGACGUCACAUGCAAGCAAGCGGAAAACCAUCGAGCCCUUGCGAUUGGUUGAUGAGACGUCUCGUGAGAAAAUAGCUCGGAUACGAAUGGACCAGGGGCGGUCGAUAGUGGACGCCCCCAAUGCGCCUCUUGCAGGUGACCAUCACAGCGAAAUCACAGACGUACCUCAGCAGGAGCUUCCACCGGGUGGCCGGCAGGAGCAUUCAACAACUGACGACACCACUAAAAACACAUAUGAGAGCGACUCGCACGUCGACAAUCUCCAGCCAGGGAAGAUGGACUCCAAUACGACAAGAGACUCUACAUUGCAGGGAGAUGCCAGACGUCAGAGCUCUACCAAUUCUCCUACAGCUGAGUUCGUCGAGUCUGUCGCUGAUGGGAGUGCCUUCGCACGUUUGGAACAAGCUACUAGUCCUAGCGAGAAGGAACGGGACCAACCUCUAGGCUUUAACAACCAUUGCGCAUCAUGUGCUGGAAAAUGUUCAGUCUGCGAGAUACCAUCGGGUUUAAAUGAAUCCGAGCGUCUAGACCUAUAUCUAGCUGCCCACCGGGCCUUGGAGCUGGAGGGGAAAGCUCCUAACGCCACGGUGCGCAACUGGAUCAAGCCUAUCCGAUACGCAAGUUUGAGGGCAGGUUUACUUCAGGGCCCUGGAGAAGUAUGUGUUUUGUCGGCGAACAGCUUCUCAUCUGAGGUGACGAAGGGACGUUCUCUAAUGCGACCCAUCAUCCUCCGAGAAAUUUUCGAUGAUGCCGAUGAAUGGUCCGCGGCGAGGUACGCGGAUCAGCUGGAUACGGCUUUUGCCGACCUGGAAGUCGACGUCCGCUGGCAUCAAGACCCAGAACCAGUAAGGGAAAAGGUCUCUGAAAUGAGCCGUCUGUGCCGGUUGUCUUCGCCCACCUUGUUAAUAAAUCCACCAAACAUGCUAAAUCUACCAGACCUUACUGGAGCCAUCGCGCCAGCCUUUCUUCGACAAGAUCGGUUCCGAAUAUUAGAUCUCUUAAUCGAGCGCUGCAAGGCAGAUGCGAUAAACCACUUGGGGAAACAGCUUCAUCUGUCACCCUUUGACGUGGGAGGCAGUCGAAGGUUCAAUAUUCUUGGAUGGCCAGGUGCAUUCUCUGGCGCUCACGUCGACAGCAAUGGAGCGACAUGGGUCCGCAAUCUCUUUGGACAGAAGCUUUGGAUGUUCGUGCCCGAGGAACUGAUGACCCCCGCCGAUUGGGAAGAACUUGCAAAGGACGGUGAUGACUGGGAUCCCGGCAAAAAAGCCCGAGCCGUUUUGUUACAGCCGGGAGAUGUGUUUGUGAUGAGACCUGGUCUUGUCCAUGCUGUAUACACUCUUGGCGAUUCUGGGCCCAGCCUAAUGGUAGGUGGAUUCUUCUUGGACAACCAGGACCUCAUUCACACGCUCCAAACGUUCUACAAAAUUGGGAAGAAUCAACGCAGUACGAAUGAGCCUAUUUCCUAUCAGUUCGCACACAUUAUCUGGAGCCUAGAGUGCAUUAUUCGAAGGAACUCUGCGCCAUACUUCUCGACUCCAGAGGAUCUAGAUGUCUUUACAGACUUAAUAAGAAAACUGCGUGCACUCGGCUGCGAUUGCUCAGAGUGUGACGAAGAAUGCGUGUGUGCGCGUGACGGUCGUCGUUGUACGCCGCUCUGCUUGGUGCACACCUUCGGCGAUGUUUUGUGGUUGUGGGAGGACAUCAUAGACGCGAGGUUCGAUGGUGCUUCAGUCGUUCUGGAAUUUCUGGACGGAAACGAGUGUCACCAACCUCCAGCAGAUAAUUACGACACCAAUUGA